AAAUGCUUUAGAUGCUCUUAAACUCCUAUUUCAAACUAUGUAUCGUUGAUCAUAGUCUAAUUUAAUUUUAUACUUGGAAAUUUGGCAUUUGUGUGUUUUCAGUUUUUGGUUUGAUAAACUUGAAAUAGUAGUUUGUUUUUGUGAGCAAAACAGUAGGUCUUAGGUGGGAUUGAGUGGUUAAAAUGCUCUUUAGCGGUGGUGGACACCUUCAGCAGUACAGCGUAACUCAUCUAAAAACUUCUAAAACUCUGCGUCUGACAUUUGGAAGUUUAGUGAAGUUUCUUUCUAUAAUUAAGAACAAUAAUUGACAACAAUAUGUAUUUACAUGUCUUUAAGUUGAGAUGCAUAGGGAAUACCCUACUGUAGCUUAAAUUACUGAAGCAUGAAAAUGACCUUUAACAGACACAGGUUUGCUACAUAGGGUGUGAUUCUUUCCUGUUUACUCACCAGGGAAAUAAACAACGAGGGGGCUCAAUGUAAUACAUCCUAUAUGUUCAUUAGAACAGAAGGAUACUGCAGGGUGAUAUAUUACAUCUUUCUAAUCCCAGGUGUCUAUAACUAACACCAAAGGGAUUUAAAAGGAAAAGGUUAUAUUAUUUUACACUAUUGCUGCUGUAUGUAGGAGAUAUAUGAUCUUUUUGAUGAUCUAUAUAUAAAUCAAAUGUAAAACCUUUAUUUUCAAGAACAACAAGGAAAAAAGAGGAAUUGGCAAAGCAAUUAUAAGAUGCAGUACUAACAGGAAGUCAAAUUUCAGCUUAUCAGCAGUGUAAGAUUUACAUUCAAGUGAAGUGAAUUUAGCGACAUGGCUGUUGCACACACCGCUGUCUUUGAGCUGUACACAGAUGGGGAGAAUUCGACAUUUGAAUACAAUUAUGGAAAUGACAUGGCCCCUUCGGUCUGUGAUGACGAGGGGAUUUCCCUGCGGACCUUCCAACCUGUGCUGUACAGCUUGAUCUUCCUGCUGGGGGUGUCAGGCAAUGGUCUGAUGACAACAGUCCUCCUGAGACGACGGCACCACCUGCGCAUAACAGAGAUCUACCUGCUGCACCUUGCCUUGGCGGACCUCCUGCUCCUUUUCACGUUUCCUUUUGAUGUAGUCAACGCCGCCGCCGGUUGGCUGUUUGGGGAAUUUCUCUGCAAGCUGACGGGCCUGGUGCAAAAUCUUAACCUCCACUGUGGGAGUUUCCUUUUGGCUUGCAUUGGGUUUGAUCGCUAUUUGGCCGUCGUUCACGCCAUUCCAAGGAUGCAAAGUAGAUGUCCGAAAACAGUGCACCGAACAUGCAUUGCACUGUGGCUGGUCUGUCUGGGGUUAUCUGUACCGAAUGCUGUGUUUCUUUCUGUGAAGGAGGUCGGAGGACAGGUCUCCUGUUUCUAUCAUGAUUAUGGUAUCCAUGCAAACAACUGGGUUUUGACCAAUACAGUGUUAAAUCACGUGUGCUUCUUCAUUCCACUGGCCGUCAUGAGCUAUUGUUACGCAGCAGUGGUAGUUACAUUGUGCCGCAGUCAGAAAAGCCAAGCAAAGCAAGGCGCAAUUAGACUGUCUUUACUUGUCACGCUGGUCUUUUUCUUCUGUUGGCUGCCAUACAAUGUCACCAUACUGAUCAAAACAAUGGUAGACCUGAGCGUUAUCUCACAACAGGCCUGUGAACAUUACAUCCUACUGCUAUCAGUCCUCGAUGUGACAAAAAGCAUCGGCCUCUCACACUGUUGCCUGAACCCUUUCUUGUAUGCCUUUGUUGGGGUACGUUUUCGCCAGGAGCUGAUACACUUGCUUUGUGAAGAGGGAUGCAGCAACGUUUGCUCCCCUUUUCUCCGAGCCCAGGGUCAUAGUCGACCAUCCAUUUCUGACAGAGCAACGACCACCAGCACCAUGCGAAUACAAUGAGCUUUUGUAAAAUGUCAGAUGAAACUAAGAUCCUUCCGUUCUACAGUGAUGCAUUUGUACAGUAAUGAUGGAUUUUAAAUUUGCAUUUUAAAAGACGUUUUAUUUAACCAGUCAAGAAAGUUUUGAAUCUUUUUUUGCUUGUACUUCAGCUACUGCUUAUUAAAUUCAAUAAAGAGUUCAUAAAAUAUACA
Messenger RNA from Gasterosteus aculeatus aculeatus (three-spined stickleback), 2076 nucleotides. It is a transcript of the gene cxcr5, whose product is annotated as chemokine (C-X-C motif) receptor 5. NCBI's taxonomy places the organism in Eukaryota, Metazoa, Chordata, Actinopteri, Perciformes, Gasterosteidae. Gene Ontology annotation, biological process: cell chemotaxis; G protein-coupled receptor signaling pathway; calcium-mediated signaling. Gene Ontology annotation, cellular component: external side of plasma membrane; membrane. Gene Ontology annotation, molecular function: C-C chemokine receptor activity; C-C chemokine binding. The record is from RefSeq and is a predicted model, not a curated record.